Molecule: messenger RNA, 2614 nt
Organism: Patella vulgata (common limpet)
Lineage: Eukaryota; Metazoa; Mollusca; Gastropoda; Patellidae
Product: protein PIF
Exons: 11
Coding region: 96-1892 (598 amino acids)
Cellular component (GO): extracellular region
Molecular function (GO): chitin binding
Source: RefSeq, a predicted model, not a curated record
CAUAUAAAAAGACCCUAAUCCGCAGCAAUUGAAUCAUUCAGUCGAAGUUAACCAAAGAACAGUUAACCGAAAGAAUUUUAUCAUUUACAGUCACAAUGAAAAAUCUAAUAUUGGUUGCUGCCUUGGUGGCUUUACAUGCAGCAUUUACAAAUUCUACAGGAUGCCAACAAUUUAUUGACGUUAUAGCCGUUGUCGAUGGUUCGGACAGUGUCGGAAGAUCAGAUUUUGAUUCAGUACAGGAUUCCUUGAGAGUAUUUGUUUCAUCAUUGGGGGUGAGCUCAUCAGUCCGGUUUGGCGUUGUCGUCUACAGUUCUGAAGUAGGAGAUGUCAUUCCAUUAUCAGGCGAUGCUAGUUCUAUAAGUAAUCAAAUUGAUAAUCUUAACCAUACACGUUUAGGAACACGCACCGACUUGGGUAUCGCCAGAAUGAUUCAGAUGUUCGGGGCUUCUUCAAGCCCUAAAGUUGGUAUUGUCAUCACCGACGGGGAAUCUUUAUUUCCGAAUAUAACAUUGUCUCAAGCAACAAGUGCAAAAGCGGACAACGUUAAUAUGUUUGCCAUCGGAGUCGGAGCAUUUAUUAAUACCCAGGAACUAAAUGGUAUAGCCUCAUCAACUAAUCAAGUAUUAUCUGUCACCGAUUACACGGCACUUGCCCAACAGAUAACCAGUCUAGUGUUGGAAAUCUGUCCAACUACUACCCAACCAACAACAACUACCCCAACAACAACAACAACUACCCAAACAACAACAACAACUACCCAACCAACAACAACUACCCAAACAACUCGUCCAACUACCCAAACAACAUCUACUCAUCCAUGUGAUGGCUGUGCAAUGGUUAACGGUAUUGGAUACAACCCACACACAGAAUGUGAUAAAUAUAUCCAAUGUGAAUUUACCACAGAUCUCACCUUACUUCGAUACCACGUAAAACAAUGUGGAUAUGGAACUUUCUGGAAUCAAGAUAAACUGACCUGUGAUCAUAUUGGCAAUGUCGCCUGUGAUAAUGACCCAUGUAAAAUAAGUCCUCCUGGCAGUUCAUACAAGACAGCUGGAAAUUGUGCUCAGUAUUACAGAUGUGUUAAUGGUAAAACCCAAGUCAGAACAUGUAGAUCUGGAUAUUCCUAUUCACUUUAUGGCUACUGUACUACAGAUACUUCAUGCAGUCACAAUAAUGCUGAUCCAGUCGGUUCUGUGUACUGUCAAUUUAAAGAAAGAACUGAUGAUAAAUGUCAUUAUGAUUGGGUUACGGCAAUAGGCACAUACAAGAUGGCUUGUCCACCCGGUACGACUUUUAACCCAGUCAAAUGUUCAUGUGAUACAGAAUAUGGAACUUCUUGUAAUCCUCUCUGUAAGCCAAUCGUGGACAUUCAAUUCAACCCAUCCGAAUCUGCAGAGUAUGACAACGAUGGGGCUCUAAUCCAUAAUGGUAAAGCUUAUUUCAAUGGCAACGCCGCCAUCAGGAUUCUGACAUUGGCUAAUGUUGACUUUCAAUCUAAAAUUAACAUAAAGGUCCGGUAUCUCGUGGAAUCGUAUAGUUCUCAAACACAAGCCGUGGUUACCAAUGGUGAUUGUGGUAAACAACCGUCCAUAAGCAUAGGCAACCGAAAUAACAAUGUCCAAUUCAACCUCGAGGAUACUACAAACGCCAACCACACUCUUGUUGUUAAUUCUCAUUUAAAAUGGCGGACAGUUGAAUACAGUCUGGAUAAUGGAGUAUUUACAGCCAGAGUUAACUCUGCCAGUACUAGAAAAAAUAUCCCAGAUGCUAAAAUACUAAGAUCAAAGUGUGCCUUCCAACUAGGUUAUGGUACUGGAUUCCAGAAUUUUAAAGGAUGGAUUGAUUACAUCACUGUAUCAACAUGUCCAACCAACUAUUUUGCAAUUGCUUAAUCAAUCAUGCAUGUAUGAUAACCAAAUAUAUUUAAAUUUACUACAUUGUUUACUAGAAAGGCUUGAUGCCUUUUGAUCUUGUACAGUUUUAUGCAGACCAUCUUGUUUCAGUUUUGUUUUUAAAAAACAUGUCUACAUUUUAAUAUAUAUACCUCAAUCUGAUUAAAACACAGAUCCUAUUUCUUUUCGUUUUUUUUAUAGUUCAAAAUUUCAUUUUAGUUGUCUUUACUACACUAGGAUCUGGAAAAGUUGUUAUAUUACAGUCUGUUACGACGAGUCCUUGGCGUGCUGUGCACGGAAUUGUGGGUAAACCACUAGAAACGUCAACGCUGAUUGAUUAAUAAAUGUUUGACGUCAUAGGGUCAAAAGCCGCUCGUUUCACCCCUGACGUGAACUCCCACUGUAACUCGUCAGAUCUUCAUGUAGUGUAGGCCAUCGAAAGUAUAAAAAAACGAAACGAAAUAUAGAUCUGUGUUUUAAUCAGAUUGAAUAUACCCAUACAUCUAUAUUUUAAUACUUGUUUAGUGAAAUUUACUACGUUGUUCUAUUGUUUCAUUAAAUUAUAAUCAAAAUAUUGUUUUCUAGAUCAACUUUGUGUUCUUUUGAACUUGUAUUGUUUUAUGCAAACCAGCUUUGUUUUUAAAAUAAUUUCUACAUUUUAUUUAAUUCGCUCUGUGAUCAAGAUAUCGUUUUCUGAAUAAAAUUGUGUUGUUCUAUGCAAA